UUUUUGGUGGGAUAUACAAGCGGCAUCUGUUUAAGGUCUACUUUUAUGGUGGGAUGGAUAAAGCUUCAGCAGUAAGGAGAGAAAGAUAUGGAGAGGCAUAACUCUGGUUGUGAUGUGGUCUCUUUGGAAGCUUAGAAAUGAUUGUGUGUUCAAUGCAUCUAUAUGGCUGAGUUGUGUGAAGUAAUAAAGGUGAGAAUUGCAUUAUGGAUGAAACCAAGUUACUCAAAGCAUCAUUUCACAGUUCAGGAUUUCUUGCUUAAUCUGAGGCAAGUGAGAUGUUGCAUUAAAGGUAGAAGGGUGUAAGUUUCAGAAAGAGUGAAGAUUUUGGUGGUGGGGUUGAAGGAUUGAGCCACUCUGGAUGGUUUUCAUGCAAAAAAUGCCUUAAAUAUGACCAGACAAGUUGGAGGACAACGAAAAAGGUGAUCAUGAGUGUCAAGCCACGAUGAGCGGCCGUGUUACUGACAAGGUAGAAGGGAGGGAGAUGGACAUUACUCGAGUGCCUUCAUCGCUUAACCAUUCAGAGAACUUGCCAUAUGUUCACAAGGUGGGAAUACCUCAGAGGCAAAACCUUUUGAAGGAAUUCACGGCUACUCUGAAGGAAACUUUUUUCCACGAUGACCCUAUGCGCCCAUUCAAGGACCAACCAAAGUCGAGAAAGCUAGUCCUCGGCCUCCAAAGUCUUUUCCCCAUUCUUAAAUGGGGAAGAGAAUACAAUUUCUCCAAGUUCAAAGGCGAUCUCAUCGCCGGACUUACCAUUGCUAGCCUUUGUAUUCCUCAGGAUAUUGGAUAUGCAAACCUUGCAAAUCUUCCAGCCCAAAAUGGGUUAUACAGUAGCUUUGUUCCACCUCUGGUGUAUGCCAUCAUGGGCAGUUCAAGAGAUAUUGCCAUAGGACCGGUGGCAGUGGUGUCUCUUCUGCUCGGGACCUUGCUGCAAAAUGAGGUUGAUCACAAGAAACCUGAGUAUCUGAGUCUUGCCUUCACAGCCACAUUCUUUGCCGGCAUCACUCAAGUAACUUUAGGCUUUUUUAGAUUGGGUUUCUUAAUUGAUUUUCUCUCGCACGCUGCCAUUGUUGGGUUUAUGGCUGGAGCUGCCAUUACUAUUGCUCUUCAACAGCUUAAAGGUUUGUUAGGCAUACGAAAAUUUACAAAGAAGACUGAUAUUGUCUCUGUAAUGCACUCCGUUUUUAGUACAGCACAUCAUGGGUGGAACUGGCAGACAAUUCUCAUAGGAGUUUCCUUCUUGGCUUUUCUUCUGUUUACCAAAUACAUCGGGAAAAAGAACAAGAAAUUGUUUUGGGUGCCCGCAAUUGCUCCAAUGAUUUCUGUUAUUAUCUCGACCUUUUUUGUGUUCAUCACCCAUGCUGAAAAGUAUGGUGUUCAAAUUGUAAACCAUAUUCAACAAGGUGUGAAUCCACCCUCUGCAAAUAAAAUUUUUUUCACAGGCCCAUAUCUUGUCAAGGGUUUUAGGAUUGGUGCGGUGGCAGGAAUGAUAGCACUAACGGAAGCGGUAGCGAUUGGUAGAACAUUUGCAGCCAUGAAGGACUAUCAGCUAGAUGGAAACAAAGAAAUGGUAGCGUUAGGAACGAUGAACAUCAUUGGCUCGAUGACAUCUUGUUAUGUUGCCACAGGAUCGUUCUCUCGCUCAGCGGUGAAUUUCAUGGCAGGAUGCAAUACAGCUGUGUCCAACAUAGUGAUGUCCUGUGUCGUCCUCCUAACUUUGUUAGUGAUCACGCCGCUAUUUAAGUACACCCCGAAUGCAAUUCUUGCUUCUAUCAUUAUAUCUGCGGUGAUGGGACUCAUUGACAUUGAUGCCGUGAUCCUCAUAUGGAAGAUCGAUAAAUUAGACUUCAUUGCCUGUAUGGGAGCCUUCUUUGGUGUUGUCUUUGCUUCAGUUGAGAUUGGCCUCUUGAUCGCUGUCACGAUAUCAUUCGCUAAAAUCCUCCUGCAAGUGACAAGGCCUCGGACUGCUAUACUGGGAAAGCUCCCGAGGACUACUGUUUACCGGAACAUUCAGCAAUAUCCGGAUGCAACGAAAGUUCCGGGUAUUUUGAUUGUCAGAGUUGAUUCUGCAAUCUACUUUUCCAACUCCAACUAUGUCAAGGAGAGGAUUUUGAGAUGGCUAAUUGAUGAGGAGGAAGAAGUAAAAGAAAACAACCAACCCAAUAUUCAAUAUCUAAUUGUUGAAAUGUCUCCUGUUACUGAUAUAGAUACUAGUGGCAUCCAUGCCUUGGAAGAAUUAUAUCGCAGUCUCCACAAGAAAGAUGUUCAGCUAGUACUAGCAAAUCCGGGGCAAGCUGUGAUUGACAAGCUCCAUGCAUCCGACUUUGCAACCUUGGUUGGGGAAGACAACAUCUUCCUCACAGUUGCAGAUGCUGUCUUAACUUGUUCUCCUAAGAUGCAAGAACAUUUCCUAGCUUAACAAACAAAACCAUCAUCCCAUGCAUCAUCAACGUCGAUUCAAACAAACUUUUAAAAAGAAACACUCAAAAUUAUUUCAACGUGCUUCGGCAUGAUAGAAUGAUAAUAUUGCAACCAUGUGUUUUGAAAGAGUCUCAAAAGAAGAUUGAGAAAUUGAACUGUAAAUGACAGUGGUGGCUUGAGUGUGCCCAAAUGGAGAUAG
Messenger RNA from Camellia sinensis, 2620 nucleotides. RefSeq names its product sulfate transporter 1.3. The record is from RefSeq and is a predicted model, not a curated record. Lineage: Eukaryota; Viridiplantae; Streptophyta; Magnoliopsida; Ericales; Theaceae. Gene Ontology annotation, biological process: transmembrane transport. Gene Ontology annotation, cellular component: membrane.